This is a messenger RNA of Helicoverpa zea (corn earworm), 2638 nucleotides long. RefSeq names its product diacylglycerol O-acyltransferase 1 (gene mdy). The record is from RefSeq and is a predicted model, not a curated record. Gene Ontology annotation, molecular function: diacylglycerol O-acyltransferase activity. Gene Ontology annotation, cellular component: endoplasmic reticulum membrane. The transcript is spliced from 12 exons. Lineage: Eukaryota; Metazoa; Arthropoda; Insecta; Lepidoptera; Noctuidae. Gene Ontology annotation, biological process: triglyceride biosynthetic process. The coding region runs from base 207 to 1694 and encodes 495 amino acids.
UGAGUUUGACAGAUAGAUAGUUCAAUUCGAUAGGUCAAUCAAUUUGGAUUUUGGUUGAUUUUGGUAACGAUUAAUUUGGUACAUGUGAGAAUUUUAAAUAUUAAAUAACUCGUGUCUUAAAAUACGUGACAUUGAUAUAGUCUGAUUAUGCUUGUGCUGGCUUAGUAACGAGUUGAUUCUUCAAUCCAGAAUUGGUAAAAAGAAAAAUGGCUACAGAGUCUGAAGAAAAGGCGCUUCGCUACAGGCGAGCUCAAAGUGUAUCCAAAGCUGAGGAGAUCACUGAGACAGAGAAAAAAGUUAGAAAAUUACAACUGGAUAAGCCGGUGCACACGCCAAGGGAUUCUUUGUUCUCAUGGAGUUCGGAAUUCAACAACUUCACCGGUCUCGUCAACUGGGGCUUUUUGAUGCUGUCCGUGGGUGGCGUGCGUUUAGGACUCGAAAACUUCUUAAAAUAUGGAUUGCGUGUGAACCCCUUUGAAUGGUUCAUAGUCUUGACAGGUUACAAUGAAGGAGAUAGAAGUCAGUACCCGUCGGUUAUACUGAUAGUUUCGUUGUUUGUUUCAGUCAGCAUUGUUCCAAUUGUCAUUGGUCUUCUAGUUGAAAAGGGUAUUGCCGUUGAUUUAAUACCAGAGAAGUUAGGCGUCGGGUUACAGAUAUCUAACAUGAUAUGUAUGGUUCUUCUGCCUAUGAUAGCUCUGCAUUUUAGGGGCAAUGAUUUCAGUUUCGUUGGUAUAACUUCAGUGUGUAUGUUAUAUUUGAUAAUAUUUUUAAAACUCUGGAGCUAUACACAGACCAAUCAUUGGUGUCGCUUGGGUUUGAAGAGAAAAUACUUGGAUAACAAACUUAGGAGACAGAGUUUGUCGGCACCUAAUUGGAAUAAACUAAUUACGGCUGAACAAGAGAAGAGUAAGGAGGAUCUUAUAAACGAUACCCCGGCUGCGGCGCGCCUCACCAAGUAUCCUGAUAAUCUGAACCUGAAAGACUUGGUCUACUUCAUGUUGGCACCCACCCUUUGUUAUGAGUUGAAUUACCCCCGCACUGCACGAAUCCGGAAGAGGUUCGUAAUCAAAAGAGUAUUGGAGUUGUUCUUCGGCAUAAACCUGGUCUUGGCGCUGUUCCAACAAUGGAUGAUACCGACAAUCACCAACUCCGUGGAAACUUUCUCCAAGAUGGAUCCCAUAAGGAUCACAGAGAGAUUACUUAAGUUAGCGGUGCCAAACCAUCUCCUAUGGCUGUGUUUCUUCUACCUAAGCUUCCAUUCGUUCCUAAACCUGAUGGGUGAGCUACUCCAGUUCGCGGACCGCAAGUUCUACGCCGACUGGUGGAAUUCCAACAAUAUAUCUGUAUUCUGGAGCACUUGGAACAUGCCUGUGCAUAUGUGGGCGGUGAGGCAUGUGUACAAGCCUAUUACAGAGAUGGGAUUCAGCAAGUUUAACGCUGGAAUCGUUGUUUUUGCUAUAUCGGCGCUGUUCCAUGAGUAUUUGGUGAGCGUACCCCUACAAAUGUUCAGGAUUUGGGCAUUCCUGGGUAUGAUGGCGCAACCACCGCUUGCCAUCAUCUCUCGCACCGCCGAGCUAAGACUCGGACCUCGUUGGGGCAACAUCAUGGUCUGGAGCUCUCUAAUCCUUGGCCAGCCACUUGCCAUUAUGAUGUACUAUCACGAUUACGCCAUGCUGCAUUUUAAACCUACAUAGAAGAUGCCAUUAAGAACUUCACAUCAUUGGAUAGUCAUGAAAAAAGAGUUGUGCCACUUUUAAGAAGUCGAAUAUUCAAAAAGUCGAAUGACACAUUUGUAAUUGUGCUAUUGUCUAUAGGUUACAAAAAGUUCCUAAUUGCCUAUGGGUGUGCUUAAUCUUUAAGAAAGAAGCAAUUAAUACAUGUUAAAAGUGGUGCAAAACUUUUUUCAUAGUGUGCAAAAUUUGGGUUGUUUAGAAUGUUUUUACAAACAUUAGUCAUAGGAAUAAAUGAUUCGGUUUAUUUAGUCAAGAAAUUGCCAAAAGAUGAAAAUACAAAUUUAGCUUUUAAGACUACAAUUUUUAUAGAUUUUAUAUGUAUAAAAUGAAUUUACAGAUUUUUUAAUUUGUUGGAUAGGUGGUCGGUGUAUUAGUAUUUAGAAUGUGGGGCUAUUAAUUAGGCGUAUUUAUUUGUAGGACUCAUUAGUUCUACGUGCAACUCUUCACAGGAUUUAAAGCAUUUUUAUGAAGACUGAAUGAAUGCGCCUCCUGGGUGCUACUCAUUACAUUGUGAUAAAAGGCCAUGUCUCGAUAGAAGAAACCAGUGGAAUUCCGUAUAUUUUAUAAUGUUUUAAUAUUUGUGAACAAUUUAUACAAUGUUUUUUAUUUAUGUAUUUGUUCCAUGAUCAGUACAAUUUAAUAGUAAGAAUCAUAGUACAAUAUUUAAUUUUUGGGUAGUAGGUUUGAUGAGAGAAUGUUUUACAAUUAUUUAUUUCUGUUAUUGUACAACCAAUAAUAGUUUAAGUUUACCUAAUUUUAUUUUAAAAAUUUUAAUCACACCCUAUAAUUUGUGAAGCAUUUAAAUGAAUUUAUGAUUGGAAUUUAUAAUACUAUUUUUUAGUAUUAUACUUUAUAUAUUUUAUAUGUUUUCUACUUUUAUAAAAAUAAAGUAAUUUUGAAUAUAA